This is a messenger RNA of Mauremys reevesii (Reeves's turtle), 1687 nucleotides long. It is a transcript of the gene TPD52L1, whose product is annotated as TPD52 like 1. Bases 213 to 794 code for a protein of 193 amino acids. Gene Ontology annotation, cellular component: cytoplasm. Gene Ontology annotation, biological process: positive regulation of MAP kinase activity; positive regulation of apoptotic signaling pathway. The transcript is spliced from 6 exons. Lineage: Eukaryota; Metazoa; Chordata; Testudines; Geoemydidae. The record is from RefSeq and is a predicted model, not a curated record.
GUCUCUACUCGGCUCUGGCCGCCAGGGGGCGUGCGGCUGCGGCUCCCGGACUCGCUGGGAGGAGGCGGGGGCCGCGGGGAAAGAGGUGACUAGAUGCCGCUCGCGCCGGCUACCGCCGCAGCGCUGAGCCUCCCCCCGGGUACUGCGGUGCAGGUGGGUGCCAGGCAGCGGCUCCUUCUCAACCUCGUUCCGGCCUUACAGUCUCCUGGGCAAUGGAGGCGCAGCAGGCACAAGGUCUGCUGGAAACACAGCCAUUGCACGAGACAGAUGAAGAAACUGUCACUGAUAUUGAUUUCACAAGUAUGAUUUCUGAAGAAGAGAGAGAAGAAUUAAAGAUUGAGCUAGCCAAGCUAGAGGAUGAAAUUUCAACUUUACGGCAAGUGUUAGCAGCCAAAGAAAAGCACCUGGCAGAAAUCAAACAAAAGCUUGGUAUCAACCUGAUGAAUGAGCUGAAACAGAACUUUAGCAAAAGCUGGCACGACAUGCAGACGACUUCUGCUUACAAGAAAACACACGAAACUCUGAGCCAUGCAGGACAGAAGGCAACAGCAGCCAUCAGCAAUGUAGGAACAGCCAUCAGCAAGAAAUUUGGAGAUAUGAGGAAUUCUCCAACUUUCAAAUCAUUUGAGGAGAAGGUUGAGACCACUGUCACCAGCCUGAAGACAAAGGUUGGAGGGACAAGCCACAGUGGGGGGAGUUUUGAAGAAGUUCUCAGUUCUACUGCCCACGCCAGCGCUCAGGGCUCUAUCACAGGCACGCCGCUUCCUGAGAAUGAGGAGGAACUUCAGUGUUAGACUGUAGCCUCUACUGGCCAUCUGUAUCCGACCUGGUGAGACUUAUCCCCAUAGUGUUUUCUAUGCUUCCUUUCCACAUCCACCUUGAGACACGUGGCUUUGUAACUUCUUGAAAACAGCUUCACCCAUGUCAUACUGUAGUCAUUCUUCCAAAUGUAUUGGUAUUUUUACUAGGCCAUUUUUACCAUUAAGCAUUUUUAUACUCCAUAGAAAUGGCACACACAUCAUCAUUUCUUAAUGUUCCAAUUUCUAUAACGCAACCAAACAGUUCUUGCUUUAUGGUAUUUUUCCUGCAAUUCACUUCACACCUCUGGUCCAGUUAAUUUUUUUUUAUGUAUUUAAAGGACUGAAUCUGUUUUUAGUAUACAUGUUUCUACUGAUUAUGUAACCCCUCUCUGUGCCACAGCAGACAGAUGGGUCUAGGACUGUACAAGGAUUUCUGUUGCCAGCAAUAGUCUGUCACCAGCUGUCCACCAAACUAUACUAGUGUCUUUUACUGAGCAUACAGACAUGACCUGAGCUGCUUAAGGAGUCAGUCAAUCAUUUGUUGUUACACUGAUGUCUCUAGUCCUUUGUCACUUCCACAGUCUCUUUGAAUUUCCUCCCCUAGAGAGGAACCCAAUUAUUCAGAUGCAAACUAAGUUGAUCAGUUACUGUCCCACAGCAGGAAACGCUACAGUUGAAAAACAUGUUCUGUUACUUGCUGUUUGAUGCUGGGACCCAAUUUCAGUAUUAAACCAACAAACACAAACUGUACCUGUUUGCCGCCAUACCAUCUCCUUAGUCAUAUAUUAAUCUUACCUUCUGACUUGUGUGAGCCUCAUUAGAGUUGGAGCCUUGAGAGAAUCUGUAUACAACAACUCAAUAAAGAUGUGCCAUGCCUUUAGUUUACA